AUGGGCGUUUACUUGGUGUUUUACUUCAGCCUGCUACUAUGGCUUAUUCAACCAGCAGCAUCGCAAGGAUCGCUUAUUCAACCAGCAACAUCGCAAGGAGCAGACAAGUCUGGUUGUAAAGAAACCUGUGGGGGUGUUACUAUUCCAUCUCCGUUUGGAAUAAAAGCUUGUUGCUACAAAAAUUCGUGGUUUAGAGUAACUUGCAACGAAACCGGUAAUGGGCCAAAGCCUUUCAUCAGUCGCAUCAAUCUGGAGCUACUCGGUUCGUCUUGGUUAGAUGCUGUGACCGUCAACAAUCCGGUAACUUAUCUCAAUUGUGGCAAAAAAGGGAACAAUGGCACCACUGCUCCUGCUAGUGUCAACCUAACAGACAGUCCAUUUUUCUUCUCAAAUACAUCCAAUAUAUUCGGGUCAGUAGGUUGCGGCAAUUUGGCCUCUGUUUCUCGUAAUAUUCAAACUGAUCCCAUCGCAGCCUGCCUGCAACAAAGAUGUGGCAACCUGACUUCUAAAUUAGAAGGCUGCUAUGCCAUAAUUCCUGAAAAUCUGAGAUCCUAUACUGCAACCAUGACAGAGAUCAUUGAUUCUGGGAAGCAAGAGAGUAGCAAGAGAUGCACAUCUGCUUUCAUUUUUGACCCUUCCAUGUUUAACUCAUCGGAUCCAGAUAUCGAAUUUCUCGAUGACAUAAGCAUUGAUACGACGCAUGUUCCCGCAACGCUGGAGUGGAAACCCGUCAAACGUGAUUUGAACGCCUCACAAUGCCAAGCAGGACCAGCUGUCGCAAUACCUCACAAGUCUGUCUGUGUUGAAAGAUGUGGGAAGGUUGAUAUUCCAUUCCCAUUUGGAAUUAAAGUCGGGUGUUACAGGAAUGAGUGGUUUAGAGUAAGUUGCAACGAAACCGGUGAUGGGCCAAAGCCUUUCAUAAGUAGCAUCAAUAUGCAACUACUCAAUGUUUCAUUUUCUCGAGGCACAGUUCUCGUCAACAAUUCAAUAACUUACUUCAAUUGCCCCAAUAAGAGUGAAGAUAAUAAUGGGGUUAGUGUCAACCUAACAGGCAGCCCCUUUUUCUUCUCGGAAAUCUUCAACAAAUUCGUGUCUGUAGGUUGCGGAUAUUUGGUAACUAUUUUUCGUAGUCGAACUGAUUAUCCUUUUGGUAGCUGCCUGCAACCCCGUUGUAGCAACAUUAUGACUUCCAAUGUUAGCUGCCUUAUGAAAAUUCCUCCGGGUCUCAGUUCCUUUACUGCAAACAUGACGGAGAUUUAUCCUAGUAAUGGCAGCAGGAGAUCAUGCGGAUCUGCUUUCAUGGUUGACGUAAGUUUUUUCGAUUCCGAUUCAAGUAGGACAAUACUUCCAGACCAGAAUGGCGUAAGCGGUUGGACGCACGUUCCCAUGACACUGCAACGGGGCACACCAAAAGCAGGACACGUUCCUACAGCACUGCAAUGGGGCACACUGAAACGUGGGCUGUGUGAGUUGAAAGAUGGUUCAAAUACCUUUUGUAGCUCCGGUGGUCAAUAUUGUUGGACAAACUUGAGCGCCAGCCAUCUAUGUGUUUGCAGCGUGGAUGUCAAUUCUGACAUUGACAAUUACGAUUAUUAUUCUGCUUAUUUUGCAAAUUUACCUUUUGUAUUAAUAAAUUAUGUUUCCUAUACAGGUUGCAGCACUAGUAUUGGGACAGUAUUUGUGCUACUUGGUACAUGGCGAAUGCACAAAGUACUAGAAAGAAGAAAAAACAUCAAGCUUAAGCAAAGAUACUUUAAAAGGAACGGAGGCUUGCUACUGCAACAGCAACUGUCCAGCAAUGAAGGGAAUGUUGAAAAAAUAAGGUUGUUUACUUCAAAGGAGUUGGAAAAGGCGACAGAUUACUAUCACGAGAAUCGAAUCAUUGGUCAAGGAGGGCAAGGAACAGUUUAUAAAGGAAUGUUAACGGAUGGAAGCAUCGUGGCAAUCAAGAAGUCUAAAAUGGUGGAAGAGAAGACAUUUGACGAAAAGAAGCUUGAACAGUUCAUCAAUGAGGUGAUAAUUUUAUCACAGAUUAUCCAUAGAAACGUGGUUAAGCUUUUAGGAUGUUGCCUGGAGACAAAGGUCCCUUUACUAGUGUAUGAGUUCAUCCCCAAUGGAACACUGUCUCAACUCAUACAUGAUCAAAAUGAAGAAUUCCAAUUGACAUGGGAAAUGCGUUUACGAAUUGCAAUUGAAAUUGCCGAUGCUUUAUCCUAUUUGCAUUCAGCUGCUUCUGUCCCUAUUUAUCACCGAGACAUCAAAUCUGGCAACAUACUUUUGGAUGAUAAAUACAGAGCAAAAGUGUCAGAUUUCGGAAUUUCAAGAUCAGUUGCACUUGAGCAAACUCAUAUAACCACUCAAGUACAAGGAACUUUCGGAUACUUGGAUCCGGAGUUUUUUCGGUCGAGUCAAUUUACAGAGAAGAGUGAUGUAUAUAGUUUUGGAGUUGUUCUUGUUGAACUGCUAACAGGACAAAAACCCAUCUCUUCAACACAAUCAGAGGAAGUGAGAAGCUUGGUAGCCUUUUUUCUGCUUACAAUGAAGGAGAAUUCCCUAUUUGACAUUCUUGAUCCAAUGGCAAGGAAUAAUGGUCCAGAAGAAGAGAUUAUAGCAGUUGCAAAGCUAGCGAAAAGAAGCUUGAAUCUUAAUGGAAAGAAAAGACCCACAAUGAAACAAGUUGCAAUGGAGCUGGAGAGGAUUAGAGCAUCAGAAGAAGCUAAUGCUAUUGAACAGAGUGUGGAUGAAGAUUCUGAUAUAGAUGAGAUGAUCGAACCUUGGGCUAUUACUUCUUGUUCAACGUCUAGAUCAAUUAUAAACGAUAGUGUAACUCUGCCAUUGGAUGCAUACCCCUAAUUAGUUUCCAACAGAACUUGUUAAACUUUCUGCCUUCGGAGUGUUUUUCUUUGUAAGUUAUCUGCCUGUGUCAUUCAGCUCAUCCUUGUUUUAAUUUCUAACUCUUUUUAUUUCAUUUUUCCUUCCUCUUGUUACUUUCUGCUCACCCCUCAUAGAAGGUCUCAAAUGCACGUCUAAGACCAUCUCCUUUUCAAAUGUAAUGAUUGAUUAGAAUAAUCUUUUGACGAUGGUCAAACACACCAAUUCUGAGAUUAAUAAUUUUUGUUUUAAUAUUCCCUUUCAUCUGAGAUUAAUGAUUUCUUU
This is a messenger RNA of Durio zibethinus, 3156 nucleotides long. The record is from RefSeq and is a predicted model, not a curated record. Lineage: Eukaryota; Viridiplantae; Streptophyta; Magnoliopsida; Malvales; Malvaceae.